This is a messenger RNA of Mercenaria mercenaria, 5079 nucleotides long. RefSeq names its product transient receptor potential cation channel subfamily V member 3-like. Gene Ontology annotation, cellular component: membrane. The transcript is spliced from 2 exons. Bases 198 to 2738 code for a protein of 846 amino acids. The record is from RefSeq and is a predicted model, not a curated record. Lineage: Eukaryota; Metazoa; Mollusca; Bivalvia; Venerida; Veneridae. Gene Ontology annotation, biological process: calcium ion import across plasma membrane. Gene Ontology annotation, molecular function: calcium channel activity.
AAGAACAGUUUCGGGAAAUGAAAGAGAAAAUAAAAUAUUGAUAAAACAAAUAACAUUAUGCAUGUUUUAACUUGUGGAGCUCUCUUCUAAAUGUACUUGGGAGUUAUAGCAAGCGUGACAUUCAGUUAAUACUUUGGCUAAUGAAACGCAAAAGUUUGGCUUAAGGCAGGAUCAAUAUUUGAAAAGUAAUACUCAAAAUGUCUUCUUCUUCUAAAACAAACGGAGAACAACCAUCAGAACUUGGACAGAAGGAAACAGUCAUUCAAAUUCUAAAACUGUAUGCCGAGUUGGAAAAUUUAUCGAAUUUAGAUGACGAUGAUAAUCUUGAAGAACUAAAAAAAAUUAAAAUGAAAUUCGAAGAUUUUUUUCAAGUCGAAGAGAAAGGAAAAUAUAUACGCCUUUAUCACAAAGAUAUUUUGCAAGGAACAAUAACAGACGAACUCAUGAGAGAUGAUCCAUUACAAACAGAAAAAGAGGACAUUAAAAUAAACGGGGAUUCGUUGUUGCUGCGAGCAAUGUCAAUAUCUGUUGAAAAACGAAGCAAUCGGGAUGAAACACUCAAGAAAAUACAAGAAAAGAUAAUAGAUUCUUGCCCUAAGAUGAUGUUUUUUUCAAAGAAAAAUGAGAAGUGUAGAGGAAUAACACCGCUUCAUGUUGCAAUAUUGAAAGAGGAUGCAAAAUUCCUUAAAUACAUGGCAACUGCUGCCGAAGAAAAGGAUAUAGAAUCUGAGACUACCAAAGAUGUUUGCGCUGAUGGUUUUGCGUUCCAAAACACGGUUAUGAUGGCUGGAACACCACUGGGAGUUGCCGCGCUCAAAUCCAACAGAAAACUUUUUCGGAUAGUAUUAAACAAUUUUAAAUCAGAACUUGAUGUGACAAACCACAAAGGGGAUAACAUUGUGCAUUCUUUGAUCAAGUAUGCCCAUGUUCAACCAGGCAAACUGGAUGAGGUACUGAAAAUGUUACAUUACAUAUUAGACUGUGAAUUCCAUUCAGCGGAUUUGCCUUUUGGUGAAAAAAAGAUAUGGAAGGAAAAAGUUCGUAAACUCCUGAUGAUGAAGAACAAAGAAAAACUUAACCCGUUACAGUUAGCUGCUAAAAGGCAACAGUUUGCAAUAUUUGAGCUUAUCAUGCAUCAUGAGGUAUAUUGUACCAGAGAAUCGAGUGACGGGAUUUUCAAUGAAGAAGUCUUCGACAUCACUGAGAUUGAAACACUUGCAACUGAAAACGAAGUGAAAGGAGACGCACACGAGCAUAUCAAACAGGAAUAUCACGAAUCGGUACUGGAGUACUUCAUCCAUCAGCAGACAAAAAACGCAUUCUUGUUUGCUGAUUUCAUGCCCGUCAAAGAGGUGAUCAAAGAAAAAUGGAAACAUUAUAAAUUGUUGUUCUGUAUAUGGUUUCUUGUUCAUUUUCUCUUUAUGAUCCUCCUUUCCGUGGCAGCCUUGUACAGGUCAAAACUUGUGGCAUCAGAAAAUGGGGAUAUUACUUAUGAACACCCUGUUACCAGGGAUGCUUUUGUAACAAGUGUGUCAGUCAUCGGCUGUAUAGUCGGUGUGGUUUAUAUAUUAUUAGAAUUCACAAGGCUUUAUCUAGGUCGUUUUCAAUAUAAGACAUCUUCCUCCAGGUUUAAAAGUGUUCGGCGUCAUUUUAGUACACCUUACUCAAAUCUUAUAUUUAGAGUAUACUUUUUAUUGUUUUCUCUGUUGCUUAUGUUGGAUUUUAUCGUUGCUUCAGUUGCAGGGCAACAUUCAUUCGUGGAUUAUCAAAAUUACUGCCUUCUUUUUGCAGUAAUUUUAGGUUGGUAUCUCUUUAUGUUUUUCCUGCAAACAUUUAAAACAUUUAGUUUCUUUACUGUUUUGAUACAAAGAGUUAUAUUAGACAUGUUUAAAUUUGCGUUCGUCAUGGGAAUAUUUCUAGUAGCUUUUUCCAUUGCAAUGUACAUGGCAAUGCAAGGUGCCAAUACUGAUAAUGACGAGUUUGAACACUUUGGAAAAACAAUGGUGAAAAUGCUUACUAUAAUGCUUGGUAUCGGAGAAAUUGAAAUCUUAUUCCAGGCUCGACAGCCAAUUCUAGCAGUUAUGAUAUUUGUGAUCUUUGUGUUGUUAACAACAAUACUGUUGCUUAAUGCACUUAUUGCAAUGAUGUCAAACUCGUGCACAGAUCUGAUGAGCUCGUGCAAAGAUUUGAUGAACAAUCAUAGUGGCAGGACUGCUACAAAAAUGCAUUGUCGUCUACAAAAGCUAUCAGUUAUUCUGUUUCUAGAAAGCUUCCUCCCUAACUGUAUGUGUAAGAAAGUUGGUUUUGUAAAAAAGAAAUUAAGAUAUGAAAACAAUAAAUGGGUUCCAAACACCCAGAGACGAUUAUGGGCUCUGAGUUCUGUUCAAGAACAUGAAGAAGAGGCUGAAGAAGAGGCAGAGAGCUACGAUCCAUCGGAGCAAGGUAUACUAUCCACACUAAUGUCGCAUUUGCAGCCACAUAAGAAACCGAGGAAAAAGAACAAAACAGCUCACGCGAAAGAUAAUAAAGUACGCCCACCUGUAAGCGGCAUGACAACCUUAGAAAUGCAGAAUCAAAAACCUGUUCGAAGACAUUUGCAUAUUCGAGACAUUGGCCAAAAUACUUGCGACACGUGUAAAAACGAUAGCAUGGUCUACAACGAGACACAGGAAAUUACUGAAUUUAUAGAAGUACCAAAUAUAAAAGAAGAUAUCACUCGAUUUGCGACUACAUAUUAAAGAUGUAUAAGAUAUCUAUGACUUAUUAACUCAAUGUUUCAAUAGUGUUGCAAACAAUCUGGCAGCUUGAACAGGUGAUGGUUGCUUAAGAAAAGAUGAAUUAGAACAAUUACUUAUGCUUUAUUUUCAUGUAUUGAUUUACGCGUUGUCUUCGCAGAUCUAGUAUCUUGCAUGCAAAAUUGCUUAUGUUUUUUUUUCAUGUAUUGAUUUACGUGUUGUCUUAGCAGAUCUAGUGUCUUGCAUGCAAAAUUGCAUAACCAUGCUUUAUUUUUAUGUGCUGAUUUUCGUGUUGUCUUGGCAGAUCUAUUGGUUUGCAUGCAAAUUGCUUAUGCUUUAUUUUCAUGUGCAGAUUUAAGUGUAGUCGUAGCAGAGCUAGUGUCUUGCAUGCAAAUUGCUUAUGCUUUAUUUUCAUGUGCAGAUUUAAGUGAAGUCGUAGCAGAGCUAGUGUCUUGCAUGCAAAUUGCUUAUGCAUGCUUUAUUUUCAUGUCCUGAUUAUUGUUACUUCGUUGUUUUCCUGAUGUCGGUCAAUAGCUACACCUAACUAAUGCUGAUUGUAUAAUAAUAUGACACAUAUUUUGAAUAAAUUUUGCAUUUGUAUUUAUAAAACAUAACAUAACAUACUAAUAAACUUUGAUAAUGUGGCAGUUGACCUCAAUACAAUCGACAAUGUUUAUUUUCCAAUACAGGUAAAUCCAAUAAUAGCUUUACAAUAGAUCUGUGACGGAUGAUCUUUGAACACCCCUAGACUUAUUGGACUCAACUGCCACAUUAUUAAAGCUUAUUAGUAACAUAACUUUUUUGGCAUUAAAUGUCACAAUACAUUUAUAGCCUCGUACAAUAAACCUGUAGUAAACACAUGAAUUUACAUAGAAGAACAAAACUUCACAUUAUAAAGAAACAUUGUGAAACGAGAUAUCUUAUUUAAAAUUGUAUUUUUGCUUAACAAUGCUAGAAUGUAUGGUAAACAAUACUAUAGACUAUACGGUAAAUGAUGUUUAAGUGCACGGCAAACAAUACUAUAGAUUGUACGGUAAACAGAACAAUGCUAGCGAUUGCACGGAAAACAAUGUUGGACAGUGUACGACGCUAGAGAUUGUACGGUAAACAAUACUAGACAUUCUAGAGAAUAUACGAUAUGGCGUUGAUUUUGUAACCCAUCUGACUGUUAUAAUUAAAUAUCUAAAAGUUUAAGACACUCUUGGGAGUGGUGGUUGGGGAUUGAGGUGGAUCGUAGAGGGGACUAUAAGGUUAUCUUUAUGCAGUUCAGGGCACUAUUUUGACAUAUUGUCUCGAUAACCAGAUAAUAUUUUCACGAAAACUUUCUCGAACUUUCACGAAAGUUUAUUCAAGCUUUCGCGAAAAGUAUUGUUUUUUCUCGAAAGUUCGUAAUACUUUCAUAAAAACUUUAUGAUUAUCGUAUGCAGAAAUAUGCCACCACAGUUUGAUGGUUUAAAUUUGGAUAAUUUGAUCAUAAUUUCGAUACCCAGUGUGAUCCCUUGUCUUUGUGUGUAUUGAUUGUGACACAAAAGGUUGAAUGCAGUAAUCAAAUUGAUGAAAUAAUUGUGCAAAUUUUGUCAUUUCAAGCAUAAGUUGUAUAAUACUUUUGUUUGUGAAUGGCAUUGAGGCUAAAAACACAGUAUAUAAUAAGGCACUUUUUGAACAGAAACUAAAAAUUGAUGAAUAAGUUUUUCGUAUUCAAAUAUGAACGAACAAUAAUAUCUUUCGCUUUGAUCUGGUAUAAUCUAUAUUUGGCUGCAAUUAUCAGAUCAAUCAAGGAGACCAAUAAACUAGCUGAAUUGUUAAAAACUUGCUGAAAAGUCAUUUCAUUGUGAUGUCAAUUUUCAAGGUGAGUACUGAAGAGUUUUCCCUUGUUUUAUAUACGGUCUGUGAUACGGUACAAGGAACAUUUUUUCUAAAAUUUAGCUUAUAUUGCGAAUCUGAAUUUAUUUUAUUAGAGAUAAAACAUUUUCUUAUGUCAUACAAUAUCCAAGUAUUGCCUUGAGAUAAGUUCUUCCCGCAAAGUUCAAUUAUAAAUGGGGUUCAAUAUUUAUCAACGGUUUGAUAGGUAGGACUACUUUCCCGGGUAACCACAUAGAAAUUAAAAAAGUUUCGGAAAAUCUUAAACAACAUGCUUCCAAAUGAUCAAAUCAAGACUUAAGUAAUAUACUCGAUCUUAAAUGUUAUACAUUUGUACUCAACAGUUUUUACUCAGAAUUUAACUAUUAGUAUGACCGACAAUUUUUUAAGGAAUAGUAUAUCCUAAACGAUGAUGUGCUCUUGAAUAAAUUCAUAGUUUGAUGUUCCGAUGCGAUGGAAUUAUAUCACGAAGGACAAAGAAUGA